AUGUUGCGGUCAUCGCUUCGGUCAGCGAGAUUGCUAGGCGGCAAGCCCGUUGCGGCUGCCGCCGGGCGCCAAUGGUCUGUUGCCGCGUCGCAACGAGCGCCCAUGCUGGCCAAGAGAUUCUAUGCCGACCAGAAAACGCCCCCCGUCCUGCCCACGUCCGAGACCCUGAGCUCUGAACGCACUCCUCCUCCUGCUCAGGGCCCCGUCGACACGACCAUCACGUCGGCAGAAAUUCCUCCCACGCCGCCGCCACCUCCUCCUACGUCCACCAGCGCGGCGCCCAAGUCCAGCCCGCCUCCCAAGAAGAAGAAGGGUUUUUUCAGAAGGCUGAGGAACUUUAUCUUCACCCUUAUGGUGCUUGGCGGCGCUGGAUUUGGCGCCGGAGUUUGGUACUCGCGCAUCAACGACUCCUUCCACGAUUUUUUCACCGAGUACAUUCCCUUCGGCGAGCAGGCUGUUCUCUACCUGGAGGAGCUUGAGUUCAAGAAGAGAUUUCCUCAGGCCCCCUUUGGCGGCGCUAGACACCCCGAUGCUGUCGAGAAAGUCAGGAUUCCUGCCCAGAGCGGCGCUUCCUGGAGGGUAGCGGACAAGACAGAGCCUUCUGAGCGCCGCACAAGCGCCUCGCCUGCUGCCAAGAAGGCUACGAAGCCAUCUGAGAGCAAGCCCGAAGAGGCUGCUAAACCUGCUGAGCCAGAGAAGAAGACUGUUGUCGCUGCUAAGCCAGUCGACAAGGUUUCUCCGGAAGAGCCAAAGACCUUCAAGGCCGCUGCGCCUGAAUCCAAGGAUAAGCCUGCUUCCAAGCCCCUGAGGUCUAUCGAUCUGAUGUCCCUGCCUGAUGCCAAGGAGCCCAUCGUUAGAGACCUUGUCCACAUGCUAAACGAUCUCAUCUUGGUUAUCAACGCCGACGGUGCGCACAACAAGUACUCUUCGACCAUUAACAAGGCCAAGGAUGAAGUCUUGAGGAUUGGCGGACGUCUGAGGGAUCUCAAGGACGAUGCUGAGAAGAAGGCUGCCGAAGAUGUCCGAUCCACCGUUGCGGAGUUUGAUUCCGCCGCCAACGAGCUUGUUCGACGUGUUGAGGGCUCUAUUGCCCAGCAAGAGGUUGCCUGGCGCCAAGAGUUUGAGGAGCAGAUGAAGACUGUUCGCGAGAGCUAUGAUGAGAGAGUUAAGCUUCUGCUUGAGCGCGAGCAGAAGCUCAACGAAGACAAGCUCCAGAACCAGCUGUUGGAACAGGCCAUUGCCCUCAAAAAGGAUUUCCUCAAGGAGGUUGAGAGCCGCGUCGAGCAGGAGCGUGAGAGCCGAAUUGGCAAGCUCAACGAUCUCUCAGCAGCCGUGUCGCAGCUGGAGAAGCUCACCCUUGGUUGGAACGAGGUCGUUGACACCAAUCUCAAGACGCAGCAGCUUCACGUUGCCGUUGAGGCUGUUCGCGCCAGUCUCGAGGAUGGCCAACACCCCCGUCCCUUCAUCCGAGAGCUCGUCGCGCUCAAGGAGAUUGCCACCGACGAUGCCGUUGUGGAUGCUGCCGUUGCCUCAAUCACACCUUCAGCUUACCAGCGUGGUAUUGCCACCUCAUCCCAGCUGAUUGACAGAUUCCGCCGUGUUGCCAGCGAGGUCCGCAAGGCCUCUCUGCUUCCCGACGAUGCGGGCGUUGCCAGCCACGCUUCCAGCUGGGUUCUUAGCCACGUCAUGUUCAAGAAGCAGGGCCUUGCGGAGGGAGAUGAUGUUGAGAGCAUCUUGACCCGCACGCAGACUUACCUGGAGGAGGGAGACUUGGAUGCUGCGACCAGAGAGAUGACUGGCCUGCAGGGUUGGGCAAAGACUUUGAGUAAGGAUUGGCUGUCUGAGGCUCGAAAGGUGCUUGAGGUUCAACAAGCGCUUGAUGUCAUUGCUGCAGAGGCUAGACUACAGAGCUUGCGCGUAGAGUAA
Molecule: messenger RNA, 1926 nt
Organism: Trichoderma asperellum CBS 433.97
Lineage: Eukaryota; Fungi; Ascomycota; Sordariomycetes; Hypocreales; Hypocreaceae
Gene: MIC60
Product: MICOS complex subunit mic60
Biological process (GO): cristae formation
Cellular component (GO): MICOS complex
Source: RefSeq, a predicted model, not a curated record